AUGAUGGCAGACGACGACAGCGCGGCUGCGCAGCCAAAACCGGAGGAGCCCAAAGCCGAGGCUGGGACUGAGCAAAAGAAGCAAGGGGUUGUUGAGGCUGUUGCCGAGGCUGUUCCCGAGGCCAGUCAACCGCAGCAGAGGGAUGUUAGCGAUGCCAGUCAACAGCAGCAGGAGAAUGUUCCUGAGGGCAGUCAACAGCAACAGGAGAACGUUCCCGAGGCCAGUCAACAGCAACAGACGGAGGUAAACGAUGCCGCCCCACAGCAACAGACGGACGUAAACGAUGCCAACCCAGCACUCUCACCAACGCCACUCCCGCCAACCCACCAGGAGACGCAAAAAGGUGGGCAGCCAUCGGGCGGUGCUGUACGGUUCGACACCCUCCCAGGCCCGCAUCCAACGGCCCAUCUGCAGCCGGUGUUUGGAACAUACGACGCCCGGCGCGAGGAGGAUGAAGUGCCCUAUGAAAUCCCCCACAACCCCAAGUGGCACAAGGUCAAGAUUGGACUAAUGCUCUUUGCUGUUGCGGUUUCGGCCUUGGUUAUCGGGUUGAGUGUUGCUACGGGGUAUAUCUCUGCGGGAGACUACGGGUACUGGUAUAUUCAUGAAUCAGCGUACAUUUCCGGUGUUUCUGCCUCGGCGGCGAUCCUCUCCCUCGUCUUCAUCGUCAUCGAGAUGUUGACCAUGUGGUUCUCCAAAGACCACCGUGGCCUGCACCCAGGAUGGCUAAUCACCUUCAACCUCAUUGUCGGUGCCCUUGCCGUGGCCGGGUUCGGCAUCAUGGUUCACUAUGUCACCAACGUAGGGGGAUACAACGGUUGGUCCCGGUAUUUCGACAACCAGGACACAGCCGACAAAGAACUCGCACUCUUCCAGGCCCUUUUAGCCUUUGAUUUUGUGUUAUUCUUCACUCACCUCGUCUUGUUCGUCGGUGCCUGCGGCGAGGCUCACCAGCGGAACCGAGCCAGACGGGAGGUCCAGAUAGUGGAGAUCCCGUAUGAUCCUUCCCACCCUCUGCCCGCCGGCUUCCAGCAUGUACCACAUCCAACUUUGCAGCACCCCCCAUUACCACCACCUCCUCCUCCUCCCACCCAACAAAUUCCAGGAAGCUGGGCACCCCAACAACCACGACGACAACCACAGCGUGUGUCUGUUCACGGGGUUAUCCCCUACAUCACACCCGAACAAGCGGCUCAAUACGGGGGUUACUACUCCCCUAUGCCGACGCCGGCGCCUCCUCAGCAACCUCAACGAGUGAGAACAAGUCAGAGGGGGUAUUACGCCCCGGCGCCGUAUAACCCUUUUGUGCAGAACGCCCCGGCGCCGCAGCAGCAGCGGUCUUCGAUGCGUGGUGCCAGGGCUGCGGCGGGACAGGGGAAUGUUGCUGCGGCAGAGAAGACGACGAAACCGACUUCUGCUGCUACGGCGGGGAAAAAAGAGGCGCCGUUGCCGGAGAUACCGCUGCCGGAGGUUCCAACGGAGGGGGAGGAGGAGGCCGUGGCUGAGAAGAGUGAGCCAGCGGCGCAGGUAGAGGUCGUGACCGAGAAGGGCGUGGCUGAGAAGUGA
Molecule: messenger RNA, 1566 nt
Organism: Podospora pseudocomata
Lineage: Eukaryota; Fungi; Ascomycota; Sordariomycetes; Sordariales; Podosporaceae
Exons: 2
Coding region: 1-1566 (521 amino acids)
Biological process (GO): regulation of transcription by RNA polymerase II
Cellular component (GO): nucleus
Molecular function (GO): DNA-binding transcription factor activity, RNA polymerase II-specific; RNA polymerase II cis-regulatory region sequence-specific DNA binding
Source: RefSeq, a predicted model, not a curated record